AAGACCCUUCACUCUCAUAAUGCCUCCGUCCACCCAGAAGUGUGUAUGGGUACCGGUGAAUUUAUUCUGGAGGGGAUACUCUGUCACGGACUAGCAUGCACAUCGAAGGGGAUAAGAAAUACAACUAGCAAUUUCCUAGCUCAGAUUUUUACAAACCAGUUAUGCAUCUUGGACGGUACCGUUGUCUUUGUGCAUAACUUAUUGACUUGUACUUGUGCCCUUUUCAAGGAAUAACCUCGUGGAUAAAAUAAUCUACAUGCUGGAAGAGCACUCACUCAAUUUGGAAAAACUUGUGGAGAAACGAACGGAACAGUGGAUUGAAGAAAAGAAGAGGACAGAGGAACUGCUUCACAGCAUGCUUCCAAAGAGUGUUGCUGAUCAGUUAAAGAGUGGACGACCGGUGGAAGCUGAAAACUUUGACGAGGUGACGGUUUUCUUCAGUGACAUCGUGGGAUUCACAGCACUCUCAUCAGAAAGUACUCCAUUACAGAUUGUGACUUUGCUGAAUGACCUCUAUACCACGUUUGAUGCUAUACUUCAGGGAUAUGAUGUUUAUAAGGUUGAGACGAUUGGCGACGCAUACAUGGUAGUCUCUGGUCUACCAAUCAGAAACGGGCAUCAACACGCCGAGGAAAUAGCAUGCAUGGCGCUUCAUCUUCUGCAAUCUGUGGAGAAGUUUAAAAUACGGCACCGUCCUGACGAGAAGCUAAAGCUGAGAAUUGGCAUCCAUAGCGGUCCCGUAUGUGCAGGCGUUGUUGGCUUGAAAAUGCCUCGUUACUGUCUGUUUGGUGAUACAGUUAACACUGCUUCAAGAAUGGAAUCUAACGGAGAAGGUUCGUAGAUCAAGAUAUAUGUUUAUCUCUUUCAGCGAUGAGCUAAAAUUUCUCCGAACCAAUCGAUCCAUCUUUAAACAGACUCGUGACGAGAAGGAAAAGUUAUUAACUAGGUGGUAAAGUUUUGAUCUGCCACGAAUUCUAAGAAAUGAUUGUUCAACCAAUGUUAGGGAGAAAAAAUAUUUUAAGCACG
Molecule: messenger RNA, 1026 nt
Organism: Orbicella faveolata
Lineage: Eukaryota; Metazoa; Cnidaria; Anthozoa; Scleractinia; Merulinidae
Product: speract receptor-like
Biological process (GO): receptor guanylyl cyclase signaling pathway; protein phosphorylation; cGMP biosynthetic process
Cellular component (GO): plasma membrane
Molecular function (GO): protein kinase activity; peptide receptor activity; ATP binding
Source: RefSeq, a predicted model, not a curated record